UGGCCGCGGGCGCCGCUACUAGCUGUGGGGCGGGCGCGGCGGCGGCGGCGGCGGACGAGAUGCGAGCGCGGCCGCUCUGGGCCGCCGUGCUGGUGCUGGGGGCGCUGGCGGGCGUCGGUGUCGGAGUGUCCAACAUCUGUACCACACGAGGCAUCCACUCCUGCCAGGAGUGUCUGGCUGUGAGUCCUGCGUGUGCCUGGUGCUCAGAUGAGGCUGUCCCUCUGGGCUCGCCCCGCUGUAACCUGAAAGAGAAUCUGCUGAAGGAUAACUGUGCGUUGGAGUCCAUCGAGUUCCCCGUCAGUGAGGCCCGCAUCUUAGAGGCCAGGCCCCUCAGCGACAAGGGCUCUGGAGACAGCUCCCAGAUUACUCAAGUCAGCCCCCAGAGGAUUGCGCUCCGGCUCCGGCCAGAUGAUUCGAAGAUUUUCUCCAUCCGAGUCCGGCAGGUGGAGGAUUACCCUGUGGACAUCUACUACUUGAUGGACCUGUCUUACUCCAUGAAGGAUGAUCUGUGGAGCAUCCAGAACCUGGGCACCAAGCUGGCCUCCCAGAUGCGCAAGCUCACCAGUAACUUGCGGAUUGGCUUUGGGGCUUUUGUGGACAAGCCUGUGUCACCAUACAUGUACAUUUCCCCUCCAGAGGCCCUCAAAAACCCCUGCUAUGAUAUGAAGAACACCUGCUUGCCUAUGUUUGGCUACAAACAUGUGCUGACACUAACUGACCAGGUGACCCGCUUCAAUGAGGAAGUGAAGAAGCAGAGUGUGUCGCGGAACCGAGAUGCCCCAGAGGGUGGCUUUGAUGCCAUCAUGCAGGCUACAGUCUGUGAUGAGAAGAUUGGCUGGAGGAAUGAUGCCUCCCACUUGCUGGUGUUUACCACUGAUGCCAAGACCCAUAUUGCGCUGGAUGGAAGGCUGGCAGGCAUUGUCCAGCCCAAUGAUGGGCAGUGCCACGUUGGCAGUGACAACCAUUACUCUGCCUCCACUACCAUGGAUUAUCCCUCUCUGGGGCUGAUGACCGAGAAGCUAUCCCAGAAAAACAUCAAUUUGAUCUUUGCUGUAACGGAAAAUGUAGUCAGUCUCUACCAGAACUAUAGCGAGCUCAUCCCAGGGACGACAGUGGGGGUUCUGUCUGCCAAUUCCAGCAACGUCCUUCAGCUCAUUGUUGAUGCUUAUGGGAAAAUCCGCUCUAAAGUAGAGCUGGAAGUGCGGGACCUCCCCGAGGAGCUGUCUCUAUCCUUCAACGCCACCUGUCUCAACAACGAGGUCAUCCCUGGCCUCAAGUCUUGUGUCGGGCUCAAGAUUGGAGACACGGUGAGCUUCAGCAUUGAGGCCAAGGUGCGAGGCUGCCCGCAGGAGAGGGAGAAGUCCUUCACCAUCAAGCCUGUAGGCUUCAAAGACAGCCUCACCGUUCAGGUCACCUUCGACUGUGACUGUGCCUGCCAGGCCCAUGCUGAGCCUUACAGCCGCCGCUGCAACAAUGGCAACGGGACCUUUGAGUGUGGGGUGUGCCGCUGCGGGCCCGGGUGGCUGGGGUCCCAGUGCGAGUGCUCUGAAGAGGACUACCGCCCCUCGCAGCAGGAAGAGUGCAGCCCCCGGGAGGGCCAGCCCGCCUGCAGCCAGCGGGGCGAGUGCCUGUGUGGCCAGUGCGUCUGCCACAGCAGUGACUUUGGCAAGAUCACGGGCAAGUACUGCGAGUGUGAUGACUUCUCCUGCGUCCGCUAUAAGGGGGAGAUGUGCUCAGGUCACGGGCAGUGCAGCUGUGGGGACUGUCUGUGUGACUCCGACUGGACCGGCUUCUACUGCAACUGCACCACGCGCACCGACACCUGCAUGUCCAGCAACGGGCUGCUGUGCAGCGGCCGGGGCAAGUGUGAGUGCGGCAGCUGCAUGUGCAUCCAGCCCGGCUCCUACGGGGACACCUGUGAGAAGUGCCCCACCUGCCCUGACACCUGCACCUUUAAGAAGGAGUGUGUGGAGUGUAAGAAAUUUGACCAGGGAGACCUACAUAAAGAAAAUACCUGCAGCCGUUACUGUCGUGAUGAGAUUGAGUCUGUGAAGGAGCUCAAGGAUACUGGCAAGGAUGCAGUGAACUGCACGUACAAGAAUGAAGAUGACUGUGUUGUCAGAUUCCAGUACUAUGAAGACGCCAGUGGAAAGUCCAUUCUCUAUGUGGUAGAGGAGCCAGAGUGUCCCAAGGGUCCUGACAUCCUGGUGGUCCUACUCUCAGUGAUGGGGGCCAUUUUGCUCAUCGGCCUUGCUACUCUGCUCAUCUGGAAGCUCCUCAUCACCAUCCAUGACCGGAAGGAGUUUGCUAAAUUUGAGGAAGAGCGAGCCAGAGCAAAAUGGGACACAGCCAACAACCCACUGUAUAAAGAGGCCACAUCCACCUUCACCAACAUCACCUACCGGGGCACUUAAUGACAAGCAGUCAUCCUCAGUUCACUGUCAGGCUGUCCCAGAAUUGUGGACACAUCUGCUGUCAUGUUUACAGGGAAUGAAAUCUGU
Prionailurus viverrinus (fishing cat) is the source of this 2501-nucleotide messenger RNA. It is a transcript of the gene ITGB3, whose product is annotated as integrin subunit beta 3. Gene Ontology annotation, biological process: cell-matrix adhesion; cell migration; cell adhesion mediated by integrin. The transcript has 15 exons. The coding region runs from base 60 to 2414 and encodes 784 amino acids. Lineage: Eukaryota; Metazoa; Chordata; Mammalia; Carnivora; Felidae. Gene Ontology annotation, cellular component: integrin complex; cell surface; focal adhesion. The record is from RefSeq and is a predicted model, not a curated record. Gene Ontology annotation, molecular function: fibrinogen binding; fibronectin binding; integrin binding.